GCUCUGACAUCACCGCAACACUCACAUUCAAGAUGGCGGAGAGUCACGUCUGCAGUUGUGUGUUGUAAAUAAAGUAUCCGGUUAAAUCAGCUGAACUGUGUUCUGAGCUCAGAGCGGGGGAGAGCAGUUAAACACAGCGGGCUCGGAGAGAUCGGGACGCGGCCGGUUCUCUCAGCGCGGAGCGGCGGAGAGGAUCUGAGGAAAGCUCCCCUGUGAAGUUAUGAGGGAUUGUUCAUAAGCAGGAGCGGUGGCGGCGUGUGCGUGUGUGUGUGCCCGCGGGAUGGAGAGCGACUGCAGGAUCCCGAUGGCCUGUCUGAGACCCAAAGUUCUGGCCCUGCAUGCACUCUUCUGGGGCCUGGUGUCUCUCCGAGUGUUUGGGGCAGCACUUCUAAGUGAAGAGAAGACCACAGCAACAAAGGCUGCGGCCGUGCCGUGCUGGCAAGUGGAAGAGUUUGUAGUUGCUUCAGACUGCACCUUCUGUGCAGAUUUCCAAUCAAUUUUGAUACCAGCCUGCAGCGUGACAGGAUAUGUGGAGAAGAUUAACUGUACCAAGUCCAGCAAAGACGAGUACAAGAGCUGCCGCUCUGCAAUGAUGGAGGAGCACAUAUUCUGGAAGUUUGAGGGCGCUAUGUUGGGGCUUACAGUGAUCUUUGCCCUGCUAGUGGUUGCCCGGCAGCGCUCCUUAGACCGACAAGCCUCAGAAAAGGUUCGCAGGCAGAUAGAAUCCAUUUAGUAUUCUGAACUAUAUUAAGAUCUGUUGCACAAAUCUGACCAGGAGGUUCCAUUGCUCUGAGGUUACAGCUAAGGUCAGCUUUAUACAGUGUUAUACAGUGUUUAAGCACUGCUGUACUAACCAGUCCACAUCCCAGGUUUCUGAUUCAGCAAGAUUUUUGAUCACUAGAGACACUGCACAAAAUCUGACACAUCUCUCUGGAUGGACAUGAUGGUCUUUUUCAUUCUGACAUUUAAUAUGGAUGACGACCCAUAUGCAACCACGCAAAAUUGACCUUUUCCACAAGGUUAUUCAGGCUAUGCUACAGUGAUGCUGUUUUAACUGUGAACCUGUAAAUGAUUGAAAUAGUAGAAUCAGCAUCCAUAUAGAACAAGGGAUCAAACUUGGACAUAACAUGAGAAUAUGAAAAACGACUGACAGAUCCUGGACAGUUUCUUUUUCUGUGCACACAUCAUAUGUAAGGCUGGCAAAAUGUGAUCUCACUAUGGGUUUAUGUAAAUUUGUCAUUUGUUUAAAAUACCACACAUGGUUUUGGGGAUAUGGGAAAGAUGUGUUCUAUGCCUUUGAGCCUGAAAAUGCUGAUCUAUCUUAUUUAGAAGUGUCUGAUACUCAGAUAUUUUAAUCACACAGCUCUGCCCCUACAUUUUUUAAAUGUGUGUUCCAAAUCGUACUAUUUGUAAUUAUUGACCCUAAAAAUGGGUGUUUGCCUCUUUUGUUGUAGGGUAAGACUUAAUAACUUAAAGGCUUAAUAAUGAAUCUCAAUGCUUUAUGAUGAACAGUUUGCUAUAAUAGACCAUUAUUGGAAACAGAAAAGUGUUUUUCUUUUAAUUGUGUUAAUUUGGAUUUUUAUUACGGGUUAUGCAUUUUGGAAUGAAUCUUUUGAGUUGUCCUCACUUUCCCACAUUAAACCUCAGCAAAUGUGCAGUGAUGUAUAAUUUGAUUUAUUUAUAUAAUAUCUCCAAAUAAUAUUUUCAUUAGAAAUUUCAAAAAUAUUUUUUUUUCUUAAAAAAGUACAUACACAUUGUUCAUAAUUUUCAGCGUGUGGCCGAUCUGUCUUUUACCUGGCUGACAAUUUACUUAUACUUUUAAACGAAUAACACGCUGGGUACUGCACUUUCUGUCGCUGCUGAUUUCUCUUUAAAACACUGCAGAUUUAUUUAAUCUGUUUGGUUAAAAUUGUAGUAAAGCUGCAUUUUGCUGACUAACAUUUGCCAGUGUUUUGUUUUUUAAUUACUGGUUGAUCGAGAGAUGUAAGGUAACUAACUAAAGUCUUUUUGUCUUUAACUUGUGCUUUGAGAUCCAGCUGUUUUCUUUAAACUCUUCACAUGUGUGAUCUGGUGUGUAAAGCAAGCUGGCAAAGUUAUGUUUCAUCAUAUUUGUUAAUGCACAGGAAAAAACGGCUGCAUGCUUUUGGCCAGGGGUUCCUCAUUGGCCAGGUUUACUGGCCCACCCAAAUUGUAGAUAAUGUAUUUUUUAUGAGAGAUGUGAUAUUUCCUAUUCUGUGUGUGUAAAUAAGGGAACUGAGAAAUAAAACAAAAAUGAAAAAGUG
This is a messenger RNA of Astyanax mexicanus (Mexican tetra), 2282 nucleotides long. It is a transcript of the gene jtb, whose product is annotated as jumping translocation breakpoint. Gene Ontology annotation, cellular component: membrane; cytoplasm; midbody. The record is from RefSeq and is a predicted model, not a curated record. The transcript is spliced from 6 exons. Gene Ontology annotation, biological process: mitotic cytokinesis. NCBI's taxonomy places the organism in Eukaryota, Metazoa, Chordata, Actinopteri, Characiformes, Acestrorhamphidae. The coding region runs from base 281 to 733 and encodes 150 amino acids.